UGUAAUGUUAAUGCGGCUUGCCAUACCCGUUUACCCCUUUAAAUUCCUGAAGUUUUAGCAACAGGUUCUCCGGGAUAGAGGGCGGAGAGUUGAACUUCCAGCCCAGUAACAAGAGCUGGUCGUCCAAACGGCGUCUUACCGGAAGAGGAGAGGAGGGGUCAGCCCUUAAUUGGACCAGGACCGAGUGGGAACAGUGGGGGAAAUGUGAUGUUUCUGGGAUGAGAGAGGCGUGUGCGGCUAUAUAGUAAAGGCUGACUUGUUGCUGGCGUGUUUUCGGGACUCUCCAUUGAGGUAAAAGUCAAAGGGAAGUGUCAUGGCUGGGAUACCGACCAGAGGAAUGCGCGGCUCGGACCUAAGAAUGACCACGGUGGCCCGAGCGGCUGCUAUCGCCGCGCAGCUGCAAGAGGAGUGCUCCAUCUUAAUAGAGCACUAUAGAAAAAAAGAGAACUUCCCGCCAGAUGUGUCCGACGGCCCUCUGGUGUCCGUCCCUCCUCCUUCCUCCCAGCUGGACACGAGAGACAAACUCUGGAGACUCCAUUCUGCUUUGGAGCAGUGCCACAGCCUGCUGGAGCGAGCCAUCGCCAAGGAGGAGGAGGAGCUGGGUGGAGAAGAGAAGGGUGAAUACGAGAACAGGAGGAAGACCGUAAAGGAGCGACUGUUGUUUCUUUUGAACCACACCAGGGAGCUCCUCAGGGCUGCUGACGGUUCAUCCAUCUUCACCCCAAGCUUGGAUGGCUCAGAGUUAGAUGAUCCCGCCACUCUGUUCCAGCUGAAGUGGUGGGUGUAUCGGAUCUUCAUGGAGGUGAAGUACUGGAGCCAGACGGCCAUCGCAGUCUUGCAGGAGCUGCAGUCUGACACUGCCAAGACACCAUCGAAGCUGAGUAAAAGAAGCGCUCGGAGAUGAGACAGGAGACGUGAUGAGGGUGUUUUGGUGACGAAGAAUAAUCUGUGCGCAAAGGCUUGGUGCAUUAGAGCAGGACCAUGGAAAGAAUAGGCUGACAUGAACAGGGAAAGGGUAAAAAUCAACUGGAAGAGGCAUGGAUCAAUGGUGAAAGAAGAAAAAAGUAUUGGUUACUUUUUGAUUUCUGGACACCUAAAAGAAAAAAACAGAACAAAACUCAUUACCUCAAACUUAAUACAUCUAUUUAUUUAUUGUUUAUCAUAUGUAGCAAGUAUCCAGAAAGGCAUAAAUACAGUUUUUUUUUCUUUCUGAAAAGAAUGGAUUAACUUUCAGUUCCUUUCUUGUUAAAUUUGUAUCCUUCCAUUAGACACUCCUGUAUUUAUUACUAGGGAGUUCGUCCUGGGAUUCACUGAAGCCAACAGGCAGUUGGCAAGAUUUCUUGAAGAUUUAUGAGUGUUUAAAGUUACGAUGUCUUGCAAAAGUAGUCGUACUAUUUUCAUUCCAGUGUAUUUCAUUAGGAUUUCGUGUGAUAGAGCGACGCACAGUAGUGCGCAAGUCUGAAACUGACAAAGGUAUUCAGAAGAGACGGGACCAAAAAUUAUUUGAUCUACAUGCAAAAUACUAUGACAGAAAAUAAAACUUUCACAUCACCCA
Girardinichthys multiradiatus is the source of this 1555-nucleotide messenger RNA. RefSeq names its product ciliary neurotrophic factor (gene cntf). The record is from RefSeq and is a predicted model, not a curated record. Gene Ontology annotation, biological process: negative regulation of neuron apoptotic process; ciliary neurotrophic factor-mediated signaling pathway. Gene Ontology annotation, molecular function: ciliary neurotrophic factor receptor binding. Bases 314 to 904 code for a protein of 196 amino acids. The transcript has 3 exons. Lineage: Eukaryota; Metazoa; Chordata; Actinopteri; Cyprinodontiformes; Goodeidae.